AUGUCAUAUAUCAAGGUGGAACAUACUUCUAUAAGCUCGUCCUCUUCUUUGGCUGGCCCCGAAAGUACUUCAUUUAGUGCUCCGCACCGUAGCGUAAUUUACGGAUACGCCUGCAGCGUAUACGCUUACGCACCGUAUCGUAAGAGAAAAUUUUUAGCUGAAAAUACGGGCGUAUAUUUACGCGCGUAUGCGUAUACCAUGAGUAAAAAAUUUCCGUAUACGCCGUAUACGAGUAUACGCGUAUACGCCGUAUACGCCGUAUACGGAAGUAGCGUAUCGUAUAUGGGUCCUGCUGACCCAGUUUACGCCCGUAAUUAUACGCGCGUAUGCGUAUACGUGGGAAAUUUUACGCGCGUAAGCGUAUACGCUACGCGCGGAGCACUAACUUCAUUGAGCAUGAAUGUACCGGUACUAGGCGAUUCGCCCGGGGCAAGAAGCGGAAUGGAAUUUGUACGAGGUAUUAUUAACAAAGAAAUGGGAAAUAUGUGCGGAAUAUGGAUUGAAGAUGGACCAUGA
Molecule: messenger RNA, 516 nt
Organism: Fomitiporia mediterranea MF3/22
Lineage: Eukaryota; Fungi; Basidiomycota; Agaricomycetes; Hymenochaetales; Hymenochaetaceae
Exons: 2
Coding region: 1-516 (171 amino acids)
Source: RefSeq, a predicted model, not a curated record